AUGGAAUAUUUUCGUUACUAUCGUAGUUGGAUGUACGAUAGAACGUUACCAGGCAGACGUGGACUUACGACAAAUUUUGAGGAAGGAGUUAAGGGGUUUAUCGCGUGGGCAUUUGCACAAGAAUGUUGUCGACGUGUGGGAGGAAUGAGAUGUCCUUGUCUUAAAUGUGAAUGUAGACGUAUAAUUAGUGACCCAGAGGAAGUAGAACGUCAUUUGAAGAGGAAGGGUUUCAUUACAAAUUAUUGGGUUUGGACAUAUAAUGGAGAACAACUGCCGAGUAACGUACAUGCAGAGACAACUAAUACAGACGCAUCAAGCAGUCAAUCACAUAUGGAAUUUGAUGAACAAUUUAAUCUGAUCGAUGAAAUGGUUGGUAAUGCAUUUGGAGUAAAUGUGACAUAUGAUGAACCUCAGGACUUUGAUGGUGAAGAGUUGCCGAAUGAGGAAGCACAAAGAUUUUACCAAUUGUUGAAAGAAAUGAAUACACCGUUGUUUGAGGGGUCGGCAGAUUCAAAAUUAUCAAUGUGUGUGAGAUUAUUGGCUGCAAAGUCAAAUUGGAAUGUUCCUGAUCAGUGUUUGGAAUACUUUGCAAAAAUGAUGUUGGAUGCGACUCCUACGAAAGACAACUUGCCUACAAGUUAUUAUGAUGCAAAGAGGUUGGUGUCGAAGUUGGGUUUAGAAGUGCGAAAGAUUGAUUGUUGCAUAAAUGGAUGUACGUUGUUUUAUGACAAUGAGUUUGGUAUUAAUGAUGAGGCGCUGGAGGAAUGUAAGUUCUGUAAGAGUCCGAGAUAUCAAGUUCGUAGUAAAGCCAUUAACCGUAAACAAAAACGUGUAGCAGUGAAGUCCAUGUUUUAUUUGCCGAUAAUACCAAGGUUAAAAAGAUUGUUUGCUUCAAUGCAUAGUGCAAGUCAAAUGACAUGGCAUCAUACAAACAAAACAUCUUCAGGCAUUAUGCGGCAUCCAUCUGACGGUGAGGCAUGGAAACAUUUUGAUAGGGUACAUUCUGAUUUUGCUGCAGAACCUAGAAAUGUCAGGCUCGGACUAUGCUCUGAUGGUUUCACUCCAUACGUCCAAGCAUCUGCAAUUGCAUAUUCCUGUUGGCCAGUUAUCGUAACCCCUUACAACCUCCCUCCAGAGACGUGCAUGACAAAACCAUACAUGUUUUUGACUUGCCUCAUUCCAGGACCGUCAAGUCCUAAAUCCGGAAUCGACGUUUAUUUGCAACCUUUAAUAGAUGAUUUGAAGAGGCUGUGGAUUGGAGAAUGGACCUAUGAUAUAUCUCGCAAACAAAACUUCACUUUGCGAGCUGCCUUGAUGUGGACUAUUAAUGAAUUUCCCGCUUAUGGAAUGUUAUCUGGUUGGGGUACGCACGGCAAAAUGGGAUGUCCACAUUGCAUGGAAUUUACAAAGGCUUUUACUUUGGAAUUUGGAGGGAAACGUUCGUGGUUUGACUGUCACCGCAGAUUCCUACCACGAGACCAUGUAUUUAGAAGAAACAAGACUGAUUUCAAAAAAGAUGUACGAGUAAAAGAUUUGCCUCCUCCGCGCUUGUCACCAGAGGAAAUAUGGAAUCGAGUUUCUGAACUGCCCAAAUUUACAGAUUACGGUGAAGCAUAUAGAAUUGAAGGAUAUGGGGUCAAACACAAUUGGACAAAAAGAAGUAUAUUUUGGGACCUCCCAUAUUGGAAAGAUGAUUUAUUGCGACAUAAUCUUGAUGUUAUGCAUAUUGAAAAGAAUUUCUUCGAUAAUAUAUUUAACACAGUGAUGGAUGUUCAAGGAAAAACAAAGGAUAAUGAGAAGGCUAGAAGGGACAUGGAAAUUUUGUGUGAUAGAAAAGAGUUGGCGUUGAAGCCUCGGCCUAAUGGAAAAUUAUUAAAACCUAAGGCAUGUUACAGUCUAACUUCCCAAGAUGCUAAAGCGGUUUGUCGAUGGUUAAAUGAAUUGAGAAUGCCGAAUGGUUAUGCUUAA
Lathyrus sativus (Indian pea) is the source of this 1968-nucleotide messenger RNA. NCBI's taxonomy places the organism in Eukaryota, Viridiplantae, Streptophyta, Magnoliopsida, Fabales, Fabaceae. The record is from the annotation of a GenBank genome assembly.